AUGAAUCUAGUUCCAAAUCUCUUCAUGUGCCUACUACUUCUUUUCACGGUGGUGGCCGGAGAAACUCUCCAGCCAGCAUUCUACGGGAAGACAUGCCCAAAAGCUGAAUCCAUCGUGAGGGAAGAGAUGAGAAAAGCUAUGUUGAAAGAAGCUCGAAGUGUUGCCUCCAUUAUGCGUCUGCAGUUUCAUGAUUGCUUCGUUAAUGGAUGUGAUGGCUCUGUAUUGCUCGAUGACACACCAACAUUGUUGGGAGAAAAACUCUCUCUUGCAAACAUAGGCUCUUUGAGAUCGUUUGAUGUCGUAGACAACAUCAAAGAAGCAUUAGAGAAGGCUUGUCCUGCCACUGUAUCUUGUGCUGACAUUAUCAUCAUGGCUUCUCGUGACGCAGUUGCCCUUACAGGAGGGCCGGACUGGGAAGUAAAGCUAGGGAGAAAAGACAGCUUAACCGCAAGCCAAAAAGAUUCAGACGACAUAAUGCCAAGUCCAAAUGAUUCAACCGCCACAUCUUUGAUUGAUCUCUUCCAAAGAUUUAAUCUUUCUACAAAAGAUAUGGUGGCUCUAUCUGGAUCACACUCUAUCGGGGAAGCUCGAUGUUUCUCGGUCACGCCUAGACUCUAUAACUAUUCCGGUUCCGGGAAAUCUGACCCGGCUUUCGAACCGCUUUACCGAGAGAAAUUGACCAAACUGUGUCCCAUGGGAGGAGAUGAAAACGUUACAAGCGGUAUGGACGCAACUGCUAAAGUGUUUGAUAACCAAUACUUCAAAAACUUGGUUUCUAGGAAAGGGUUUCUACACUCUGACCAGACGCUGUUCACUUCGCCGGAGACCAGAGAGUAUGUGAAACUGUUCAGUGAGAACGAAACAGAGUUCUUCAAAGCUUUUGCUGAAGGGAUGGUGAAGAUGGGUGACUUGCAGUCUACGAAACCUGGUGAAGUUAGGUUAAACUGUAGAGCUGUUAAUCGAAAGAGCUAUUAA
Capsella rubella is the source of this 975-nucleotide messenger RNA. Its product is annotated as peroxidase 17. The record is from RefSeq and is a predicted model, not a curated record. Lineage: Eukaryota; Viridiplantae; Streptophyta; Magnoliopsida; Brassicales; Brassicaceae. Gene Ontology annotation, biological process: hydrogen peroxide catabolic process; response to oxidative stress. The transcript has 3 exons. Gene Ontology annotation, molecular function: peroxidase activity; heme binding. Bases 1 to 975 code for a protein of 324 amino acids.